Molecule: messenger RNA, 3204 nt
Organism: Seminavis robusta
Lineage: Eukaryota; Bacillariophyta; Bacillariophyceae; Naviculales; Naviculaceae
Source: the annotation of a GenBank genome assembly
AUGUCAAGAUGCUUGAACAAACGAUCCAUUCGCGACGACUCUUUCAGCGACGGUCUCGACUAUCUGAUGGACGAUGAUGACGACGUUGUAGUUCUUCCCACGCAACAGCAGCCCAAAAAAUUCAAAACAUAUCAACCAGCAGCAUCUUCCUUGUCGUCGUCCUCCUCCUCCAUCGAAGAAAUCGAUUCCAAUGUUCGUAAACUUCCACCAUUGACUCAUCCGCAACAGCACGAGGUGCUCAGGGCGAUCGAGCGAAACGAAGAUAAGAAUCUGCAGAUGCUGUUUUGGGAGCUUGGUUGCAACUUUGUUCUACACGAACAUCAGUUCAAAGCAGUUCGUAUGGUGGCAGGAGUCCAGGAAGACUUCCCACGUGUCCAGGCAGAUACCAGAUGGGCGACAAUGAAUUCUUUGGCGAAUGCCAAGCCACGAGACCUGGCCGAGAAAGGACUGCUCGUUGCUGAUGUAAUGGGCUUGGGGAAGACAAUUCAGGCGGUGUUGGCUUGUCUCCUUCGCAACCGUAUCGCCGCGUCGCAAGGAAAACCUAGAAAGCCGACGCUCAUAUGCAGUCCCAACGAAAGCGUAUUGAGCCAAUGGCAUGAGCAUCUAAUUCUGGCCGGAAUCGAUCCGAACAAGAUCUAUAGGUUCAAGACAAAGCAAGGCCAACCGAUUAGCGGUGACAUCUACGUUCUUUGUAACAGGUAUGAUUUUCAGACAGAGGCCCGCUGGACGUUCCAAAGUAUCAAACCUGAUGUUUCGAUUGAGCCUUCGAGGUCCCCGUUGUAUCCUAACGCCCGAAGCGAAUUACUGGCAGUGUUGAAGAAUCAAUACCGAGCCAGUAAAGGGAAGGAAAAGAACAGAUACAUUGCAAAGCAUGAGCGAACCACGAUCAAUGAAUGCAUUGUCAAGCACCUGGCCCGGGAAUGUCGGACCAAUUCAAGCGCUAUGUUUCGUACGGUUGUAAUUGAUGAAGCUCACUUUCUGAAGAGCCUCAAGACUCUUUGGGGUAUGGCUGCUGCUUUGUUAGGACUCCAUACGGAGCGCAUGUUGCCAAUGACUGGUACUCCAUACAACAACUCUUGUCAGGACAUUGCUUCUCUCAUGACCUUCAUAAACCCAACCGAACAUUGGGCUGCUGAAAAGUGGUGGAAGAGAGCCACCGAAAAUGGGGAUUCACGCAGAGUAGCACAGGCAGUCGCUGAAUGGAGCUCUACGCGGUUGCUUCGGAGAGACAAGGACGUUAUUGCGGACAAGCUCCCGGGGAAAGCAGUACGAAAGGUCCGUGUUUCGUCGUGUCCUGUUGAACUAAAAGUCUACGAGGAAUACGAACAGAAGCUGCAAGCUGCAUUUGGAAGGCUCAAAGCACUCGACAGCGGCGGCACUGGUAACACUCGACUUUUCCAGCAAAGUUUGGAGGUAAUGCUUCGGACGGCUGCUUGUUGUCGGAUGGCAUUGAUCCACCCUAUUCUACCGGGAGGCGGGCGAGAAAUCACUGUGUUCUUUUCGCCCUCCCGUUGCAAUAUGAAGUCUGUUCGGUCAAGUUUAGAGAAACCAAAUCUCUGCGUUUGUUGUAAACGAAAAGUGCAGCUACGAUGCCGGCGUAAUCGGAACUCGGAUACCGGUAUCGAGCUCGGUGCCGAGGAUGAUGACGACCUGUUCGAGGAUGACAAGACAGUGGGAAGCAACGACAAUUGGAACGUUGAAGACGACUCUGAAGCCGAAGAAGAAGGAGCUAUGCCCACCAAGUUCAAAACCCAAAAAGGUCGAGGGCCCAUCGUUCCAAUACCCACCGGAUUUUGCCAGCUGGCUGCGCGAGGCGUUCGCCAUUUCGCAUGCGAGUCAUGCCUUGAUGAACUAGAAGAAUCAGGAUCAGGCUGCCCACGGUGUGUCAACCUAUUUGGCAGACUUGAUUAUAUGAAAAGCGCUGAAGGUGUCAGUGGGUCUGGGCAAACUGAAGGGGGGCAAAUGACACGAAAGCUCUAUUGCAAGGAAACUUUUGGUGGAUUCCGGACCACCGCGAAGCUGGACAGCGUCCUAUCCGACUUCAAGUCAAAGCUUCCCCGAAAGGAGAAAGUGCUGAUUGCAUCUUUCUUCAAAGGAACCCUAGAUCUGCUGGAGGCCAUGUUUGCGGAGAUGCAAGUCCAAGUUGCACGAUUUGAUGGUGAUAUCAAAGCUGACGAGCGCGAGAAGGAAUUGAACAGGUUCAAACUAGACGAUUCAUGCCGAGUUCUUUUGAUGACGGUACAAACAGGUGGGACAGGACUUAAUCUUGUUGUGGCCAAUCAUGUUUGGUUUGUUGACCGAUUCUGGAAUCCAAUGGUGAUGGAGCAGUGUGAGGAUCGUUGCUUUCGCUUGGGGCAGAAACGAGAGGUCGAUGUUGCCUAUCAUGACGUUCAAUUUACUAUCGACGAUGUCAUGCACCACAUCAAUUUACGAAAGAUGAAAAACGCAGCCGUUAUUCUGGCUGAUGGUACAAAACUCUCGACUUCCGGUUUGUCGUUCAAGGACCUUUCUGGAAAGAUGGGAGAAGGCAUUGGUCGUGCCCAGGAGGCUCGCGAAAGAUUCCAUCAACUAGGAGCCCAUUCAGAAAGAAAACCGAGCGCACACAAACGGGAAUCUACAAGUGCAUCUCCUUUUGCACCAUUGGCGGUGAGUAAUUCACGGCGUCGUGGACGCAAACCCUCCAAACCACUUCGGUACGCUUCUCUGCAAAAAUCCACCGCGGCUGCUCAAGAUUCUUGGGCCCGACGAACGGGCUUUGACACGUUGGAUGGCUACAAAGAACCCACACAACCGCUCGCAAAUCAGCAUGCCGAUUCCUGGGCAGAGCGGACCAACUUUGCUGCGCUGCUUGGCGAGGAUUUAGGAUCAGAGGAAGCCUACAAUCAUCCUCAAUGCGAUCCAUCCUACCAGCAUGGAGCUGAUGGUUCCCAGCAUGACCAACCUAACAACUCACACAAUGACGGUGGUGGCUCCUUCGACUUGAAAUCCCAGCUCCGUGAGUUGACCGGUGAACACAGCUUGGAAAACUCCGUGGCGGAGCUUUUGUUGGGCGAGAGCCAUGGUAAUGUAAUGCAAGCAGCAUCUCUUUACAGAGACCAGCAACAGCAGCUGGGACGACAUAGCAAUAAGCGAAGCACUCGAGCUCAGAAGUCAUCAUGGCCCUAUUCAGGAGGAGACGACCCAGAGGUCAUUGUGCUUGAUUGA